Messenger RNA from Torulaspora globosa, 867 nucleotides. It is a transcript of the gene MRPL1, whose product is annotated as mitochondrial 54S ribosomal protein uL1m. The record is from RefSeq and is a predicted model, not a curated record. The transcript has a single exon. The coding region runs from base 1 to 867 and encodes 288 amino acids. Gene Ontology annotation, molecular function: structural constituent of ribosome; RNA binding. Gene Ontology annotation, biological process: translation. NCBI's taxonomy places the organism in Eukaryota, Fungi, Ascomycota, Saccharomycetes, Saccharomycetales, Saccharomycetaceae. Gene Ontology annotation, cellular component: large ribosomal subunit.
AUGCCCAGUGAAUCUCGUCUCGGCAUACUCAAUUUCUCGACUAUGACUAGCCGUCAGCUGUCCCAGUUAGUGACAAGAAAUUUGUUCCAUACAUGCUCCGCUUUGCAGGCUGAAGAGGUAGCGACCACGGCUACUAAACUGAGCAAGGAUCAACUGAAAAAGAGAGAAAUACGUCGGUUUGCUCAACGAAAAGCAGCUGCCAAGAAAUCUCCAAAAGACCACCCGCUUUACAUGCCUAUUCCCUUGGCAUUGAGGUUUUUACGUGCGGCAGAAGUCGGACAACCGCAGUCGCAGCAGACCAUCAGUCUCACGACAGCAGUGAUUGCCGAAAGAGGUGUACCUCCGUUAGCUGGCAACGUUUCCUUUGCUAAGCCGUUGAAAGAUGUGAAGAUCGCGGUCUUCAGCACUGACGAGGAGCAGUUGAAGUUGGCACGGGAGAAAUUCAACUGUCACCUAGUGGGAGGAACUGAACUAAUCGAAAAGAUCAAGAGCGGAGAAGUACCAGUUGAUUUUGAUAAGGCGUUCGCUACGCCAGAAGUAGUGCCAGCGUUGACUUCUCAGCUGGCUAGAAUCCUCGGUCCCCGUGGUGUGCUUCCCACGGUCAAGAAGGGCACAGUGGCGGCGGACAUCGGGCCGCUGGUGCAAAAAAGUCUGGGAUCCAUGCCUUUCAGACAGCGUGGUAACUGCAUCAGCAUGGCGGUUGGCAAAUCCAAUUUCACAGAUAGACAGAUCCUCGAGAACAUUAUAGCAACGCAAGAGGCCGUUAAGGAAGCCAUAGCAAAUCAAGCUUCCAAGAGGCCUAGCCUGCUGGGCAAGACCACUCUAAGCAGCACCCACGGUCCGGGCAUCGUGAUUGACUUUGCCUGA